UCUUUACUGGGAGAGAGAGCGAGCGAGCAAGGCGAAGCUGGACGCAGACAAGCUCACCGGUUAACACUGGGAGAAUUACUGACUCAGAAACAAAAGGAAAAAGAGAAGAACACCGCGCCUAAUGCUCGGGAAGUUUCUUUUUAUUUAGAGAAACUAAUUUUCGGGAUAUUCACGGGACAGAAUAUGGACGUCCGGCCAAGCUGAUAUUCGACGGGAUAUAAAAUCCCAUCCCUGUUUCUUUCACAGUGAGAAGUGUCGGGAUUAACGUUAGCCUCAGCGAUAAUGGAAGCCUCAGGGCCUGCUGCGUGAAACGGUGUCGGUUCGGGAAUAAGCGCUGCAUUGGACUGAACCGAUUCGUGCGUCGUUUUAGCGAGCCGAACAUAAUGUUAGGCUUGUUUUGCUAGCUAGCUAGCUAGCUGAAUGGCUAGCUAGCAAGUUGGAGUCUGGGACUUUCAGUGCUCCACCUCGGCCCAACAGAUUUAUUUUUUCCUCUCGCUCAGGAUUCUCUCGCCUUAGUCGCUGUAAAAACGUCACGUUAAGGUUUUUUUUUUUAUUGACGUUAUUAGAGUUUUUUUUGUCCUGUCGUUAGGAAGAGUGGUCAGGCCGCUGAUAUAAAAAUGUCGGCGAAGGUGCGCCUUAAGAAGUUGGAGCAGUUGCUGCUGGAUGGCCGUCAGAAGACCCCGAGCUCCCUGAGUGUCGAGACGCUUCUGGAUAUUCUCGUGUGUUUAUUCAACGAAUGCAGCAGUUCACCGUUGAAACGGGAGAAACACGUGACCGAGUUUUUAGAAUGGGUGAAGCCGUUCACCACCACCGUGAAAGAAAUGCGACUCCACAGGGACGACUUCGAGAUGCUCAAGGUGAUAGGCAGGGGUGCCUUUGGAGAGGUUGCUGUGGUAAAGAUGAAAAACACUGAGCGCAUUUACGCCAUGAAAAUUCUGAACAAGUGGGAGAUGCUGAAGAGGGCUGAGACCGCCUGUUUCAGAGAGGAGAGGGAGGUUCUGGUGAAUGGCGACUGCCAGUGGAUCACGACCCUGCAUUACGCCUUUCAGGAUGAUAAUUACCUGUACCUGGUGAUGGACUACUAUGUGGGCGGAGAUCUGCUAACACUACUCAGCAAGUUUGAGGACAGGUUACCUGAGGACAUGGCCAAGUUCUACGUGGCAGAGAUGGUUCUUGCCAUUCACUCGAUCCACCAGCAGAAUUAUGUACACAGGGAUAUUAAGCCCGAUAAUGUGCUGCUGGAUAUGAACGGCCACAUCCGCCUAGCCGAUUUUGGUUCCUGUCUCCGGAUGAUGCCAGACGGCACGGUUCAGUCGUCAGUAGCAGUCGGAACCCCGGACUACAUCUCGCCAGAGAUUUUGCAGGCUAUGGAGGAUGGCAUGGGGAAGUAUGGGCCGGAGUGUGACUGGUGGUCUCUGGGUGUGUGCAUGUAUGAGAUGCUGUACGGGGAGACGCCUUUCUACGCCGAGUCUCUAGUCGAGACUUACGGCAAAAUCAUGAACCAUGAGGAGCGCUUCCAGUUCCCAUCUCACAUCACGGACGUAUCCGAGGACGCCAAGGACCUGAUGCAGCGGCUGAUCUGCAGCAGGGAGCGCAGGCUGGGCCAGAACGGCAUCGAGGAAUUUAAGAAGCACCCCUUCUUCUCUGGCAUCGACUGGGAGAACAUCCGCAGCACUGAAGCCCCGUACAUUCCUGACGUCAGCUCUCCUUCUGACACCUCCAACUUUGAUGUGGAUGACGAUGUACUGAAAAACCCGGACAUUGCGCCUCCCAUCUCUCACACUGGUUUCACUGGUCAGCACCUGCCCUUUGUGGGUUUCACAUACACUACAGACAGCUGUUUCUCAGAUCGGGGUCAGCUCAGGCUGACAGCUCUGGCUGACGGGGGUUCAGGAGAGGAGCUGCAACCCCAGAAAGAUGGUGGCUUGCAACUGGAGGCCUUCGAGAGGAGAAUCCGCUCACUAGAGCAGGAAAAACAAGAGCUCAACCGCAAGCUCCAGGAAUCUACACAAGCUGUGCAGUCUCUUCACGGAUCAGGCCGUGGCACAAGCACACUGGGUCGCGAUAAAGAGAUAAAAAAGCUUAACGAGGAGAUCGAGCGCCUUAAGAAGAAACUAGCAGACUCUGAUAGGCUGGAGCACCAACUGGAGGAAGCAGUGACUUUGCGACAAGACUACGAGAGCUCCUCCACCAAGCUAAAGGCAUUGGACAAGCAAGUCAAAAACCUUCGCCAGGAGAAAGAGGACAUCAAUAAGCAACUGGUGGAGGCUCUGGAGCGCCUGAAGUCUCAGACCAAGGAGCUGAAAGACGCUCACCAACAGAGGAAGCUGGCCAUGCAGGAGUUCUCCGAACUGAACGAGCGCAUGGCCGAGCUGCGCUCGCACAAGCAGCGGCUCUCACGCCAGCUCCGCGACAAGGAGGAGGAGAUGGAGGUGCUCAUGCAGAAGCUUGAUGGUAUGCGCCAGGACAUUCGGAAGACCGAAAAGGCCCGCAAAGAGCUGGAAGCUCAGCUGGAAGAUGCUCGUGCAGAAGCUUCUAAGGAGCGAAAGCUUCGAGAACACAGUGAAGUUUACUCCAAACAGCUGGAAAGUGAACUGGAGACACUAAAGGUGAAGCAGGGCACCGGUCGAGCUUCAUACAUGAGUGCUGAGACCCAGCAGGAGCUGACUAAGGCGAAGUCUGAGCUGGAUAAGAAGAUACUGUUCUAUGAGGAAGAGCUUGUAAAGCGGGAUGCCUGCCAUGGCACAGAGCUCAAAAACCUACGCAAAGAGCUGCAUGAUUCUGAGAGCCAGCAGGUCUCCCUGCAGAAGGAACUGCUUGUGCUUAAAGACAAGGUGGAGAAAGCUAACAAGGAGCGGCAAAUGGAGAUGGACGAAGCUCUGGGUUCCAUAAAAGAGAAAUUUGAGCGUGAACGCAGCUUGCUGACCGAGGAGAACCGCAAGCUGACCUCUGAAACAGACAGGCUAUGCACGUUUGUGGACAAAUUAACAACCCAGAACAGACAGCUGGAGGACGAGCUGCAGGACCUGGCCUCAAAGAAGGAGAGCGUUGCACAAUGGGAGGCACAGAUCGCUGAGAUCAUUCAGUGGGUGAGUGAUGAGAAGGAUGCUCGUGGCUACCUGCAAGCUCUGGCCUCAAAGAUGACAGAGGAGCUGGAGUCACUGCGCAGCUCUAGCCUGGGAUCCAGACAUCUGGAUCCCUUGUGGAAGGUGCGACGCAGUCAGAAGCUGGACAUGUCCGCUCGUUUAGAGCUGCAGUCAGCUCUGGAUGCUGAGAUACGAGCCAAGCAACUAGUCCAGGAAGAACUACGCAAGGUCAAGGCUGCCAACAUCUCCUUCGAGAGCAAACUGAAAGAUGCAGAAAUUAAGAACAGGGAACUGGAAGAGCAACUGGAAAGCACGAAGAAAGACCUGGAAGAGAGCCGCACACGCUCUGACCGAGGUCUAAAACUUCCAGACUUCCAGGACUCCAUCUUUGAGUAUUUCAACACUUCUCCCCUGGCCCAUGAUCUUACCUUCAGAACUAGCUCAGUCAGUGAGGUUGACGCCACACCUCAGAAACCCGAGGUUCCCUCUUCCUCACCCUCAGCAGCUUCAGAGCAGGAUGAGCCUGUAAAGCCCCCUGCAGUUACUCCAACAACUCCAUCUCUACCUUACCAGUCAUCACUGCUCACAGCACCAAAGCCUAAAGCUCACCAGCUGAGCAUUAAGACCUUCUCGAGUCCAACACAGUGUACCCACUGCACAUCUCUAAUGGUGGGCCUGAUCAGACAGGGCUAUGCCUGCGAGGUGUGCUCUUUCAUUUGCCAUGUGUCCUGUAAGGACAACGCUCCUCAGGUGUGCCCUAUUCCACCAGAGCAGGCCAAGAGGCCGCUGGGAAUUGACGUGCAAAGGGGCAUUGGCACAGCCUACAAAGGCUUUGUCAGGAUCCCAAAGCCUACUGGAGUGAAGAAGGGCUGGCAGAGAGCAUAUGCUGUGGUAUGUGACUGUAAACUCUUCCUGUAUGAGGUUCCUGAAGGGAAGUCCACCCAGCCUGGUGUGGUGGCCAGCCAGGUCCUUGACCUCAGAGAUGAGGAGUUCUCUGUAAGCUCUGUGUUGGCAUCAGAUGUGAUUCAUGCUACCCGCAAAGACGUUCCUUGCAUAUUCAGGGUAACGUCGUCCACAUUGGGUUCUCCAGCGCGGGCGGUGUCUCUGCUGGUCUUGGCUGAGAGCGAGGCUGAGAAAAGGAAGUGGGUGGGCAUCCUGGAGGGUCUGCAGAGUAUCUUAGCCAAGAACCGCCUGAAGAACCGAGUAGUUCACGUCCUGCACGAGGCCUAUGAUAGCAACCUACCUGCAAUUAAAACCACACUCUCUGCAGCCAUCAUUGACCGAGAACGAAUAGCGUUGGGCACAGAGGAGGGUCUAUUUGUCGUGGAGGUUACCAGAGAUGUAAUUGUGCGUGCUGCUGACUGCAAGAAAGUCCACCAAAUUGAGACAGUCCCUCAAGAGAAGAUGGUGGUGCUGCUAUGCGGCCGCAACCGACAUGUACACCUGCACCCAUGGGGAGCACUGGAUGGUGCCGAGCCGGCGUUUGAUGUAAAACUGGCUGAGACAAAGGGCUGCCAGGCUCUUAGCGUGUGCUCGCUGCGACCAGGCGGCUCCGCCUACAUGAUGGCUGCUGUCAAGCGCCAGGUGCUUUGCUACGAGAUCACACGAGCCAAGCCCUAUGCACGACGCAUGUGGGAGGUGCAGGCCCCAGGUGUAGUGCAGUGGCUCGGCAUGGUGCGUGGGCGAGUAUGCGUAGGCUACCCAUCAGGCUUUGCUCUGCUGGCACUGCAGUCUGAGGUGGCACCUGUGAGCUUGGUGAGCCCUGCUGAUCCUUCACUUGCCUUCCUUGCUCAGCAACCACUAGAUGCUCUACACGCAAUGGAGGUGGGUGCCAACGAGCUACUGCUUUGCUUUAGCCAGCUUGGCAUCUACGUGGACAGCCAGGGCCGCCGCUCACGCACGCAGGAGCUCAUGUGGCCUGCCACACCACUCGCAUGUAGCUCAAACUCCACCUACCUGACUGUGUACAGCGAUUAUGGGGUUGACGUGUUUGAUGUCCACACUACAGAAUGGGUGCAAACCAUUUCAUUAAGGAAGAUCAAACCCCUGAAUGUGGAGGGCAGUCUGAACUUACUGGGCUCAGAGCAGCCCCGGCUCAUCUACUUCAACAAUAACGCAGCAGAAGGAUGUGACCUGACCAUACCUGAGACCUCAGACAACAUUAGGAAACUGAUGGUGAGAACACGCAGCAAGAGAAAGUUCCUCUUCAAGGUUCCUGAAGAAGAGCGGCUACAGCAAAGGAGGGAGAUGCUGAGGGACCCAGAAAUGAGGUCCAAGCUGAUCUCAAAUCCGACAAAUUUUAACCAUGUAGCUCAUAUGGGUCCCGGAGACGGGAUGCAAGUUCUCAUGGAUCUGCCUCUGUCGAGCGAGACUCCCUCCCCCUCUUCCUCUCGACACCACGCCCUGAUCUCCCCUCCAACCAACUUUGAGCACGUCUAUCACAUGAGUCCUGCCUCUGCUGGGCUCUAUCUGCAGAAAGAGGCUUCCUCCCAGCAGAGCCUGCCUCAGCUCUCCUCCUCUUCCUCCUCACCUUCCACCUCUUCCCUCGGAAGGAGCGUGAUGCCCUCUUCUCAGGAUGACUUGACCAAGGACAAGCCACGUCCUCUUUCUAGUAUUUCCAGGCAAACAAGGAGUAAGUCCCACAUCACACGCACUGCCUCAGGAGGAGGUGAAUUCAUAGGAGCGGGAUCAUCUCGCAAUAUCUCAGACCCUGAUCAGGACUUUGAAAGAGAGCCUGAUUCAGACUCCACCAAACACUCCACCCCAUCCAACAGCUCGAACCCAAGCAGCCCUCCCAGCCCUAACUCCCCCCACCGCAGUCAGCUGACUCUGGAUGGUUUGGAACACACCCUGGAUGGCUGAGAGCAAAACGAAAAGACAGCUCUUGUCCACACAAGCACCUCUUCACCUCUUCUCUUCUCGGUUCCUUCCAUUCCCUUCCACUCAGUUAGGACAUGCUACAAAGUGCCAAGACUCAAAGUGUCAUCAUCUUCCGUUCAAAACGCUCCCUCCACCAAGGUGCUGGGUGAGAAAUUAAGCCUGUACAGAGCUGUGUGACGGUCUGAAAGUCAGAGCAGCUCCAUGAGAAUCUGAGCUUGUGGUCAGCGGAAGUGUCAGUUCUGCCCCCUAGUGGAGCGUUUGUGGCAGUAUACAUGCAGGGUGUAAUUAUGUUUAAAUUGUUUUUUUUUUUUUUUUUUUUUUUAAAUCCCAUUUUUGUGUCAUGUUCAUGAUCAUGUCAGGUUCCUUUUUGUUUAAUGGUUAGCUGACAGCUGACACACGAUUUAAUAUCCCAGAAAAUCAGAAGCUCAUUAAAAAAAAAAAAAAAUCACUAAUUGUAAGUGCUCUGCUCAUGAACCUUUUUCUUAAAAAUAUUGAUGUGAGGGAAAAGAGACUGCUUUGCUGUUUUUAAAGCGUAUAAAAUUUCUGUGGACGCGUUCACUCCUCACGUGAUGGUAGGAAGGAACUCUUCAGGACUCUGGAGACCAAGGAUGGGAAAUCAAUCCUUCCUUUUUUCAGUUGGUCCAAUAACAACUACAAUGAAAAAAACAAACAAUAAAUAAAUGCCUUUUUGCUGGUUUUUUUUUUUUUUUUUUUUUUUAAGUCAUCACCAAUACUUCUGUCAGUAUGUCGUCUGAGUGUCGGCUCGGAUUAGUUGUCAGACGGUGGGGAUUUUAAGCCAAACCAGUGGCACUUUUAUUGUAAUGUAUUUUUUUUUUCUUGCAUUUUCAGCCAGCAUUUGUAAUAUUCAUGUUUUAACCUAGAUCAUGUUUUGACACAAAAAGAUUUAGCUGGUGGAACUCUGCUCAUAAACGAUAAAAGAAAACAACUAAAUUUGAACAAAACAAGACUUUACAUAUAGAUAAGUGUUUUAACAAAAGAAAUGGCACACAGAUAAAGGACCACACUAUUCAUAGGAUUUUAAAUAGUUGUUCUGAAACUGCUGCUGCUGCUUUUGUGUGCUUCAUAAAGAAAUAAAUAUGUGAUAAGUUUCUCAUCAUA
Molecule: messenger RNA, 7085 nt
Organism: Tachysurus vachellii
Lineage: Eukaryota; Metazoa; Chordata; Actinopteri; Siluriformes; Bagridae
Gene: cdc42bpb
Product: CDC42 binding protein kinase beta (DMPK-like)
Exons: 37
Coding region: 618-5948 (1776 amino acids)
Biological process (GO): peptidyl-threonine phosphorylation; actomyosin structure organization
Cellular component (GO): cytoskeleton; cytoplasm
Molecular function (GO): protein serine/threonine kinase activity; ATP binding
Source: RefSeq, a predicted model, not a curated record